Molecule: messenger RNA, 401 nt
Organism: Lolium perenne
Lineage: Eukaryota; Viridiplantae; Streptophyta; Magnoliopsida; Poales; Poaceae
Source: RefSeq, a predicted model, not a curated record
UGUUCAAGGGUCUUCAUCCGGAGGUGGAUGAUCCUAUUGAGCAGGAGACCGACUUGACGGCGAUUAUGGUGGCGGGGAGCGGCUCGGAGCAUGGCCGCACGAAGCUUCUUAGUGGGGUGAUCAAGCCGCAGAGGACCCUCACGCAGAUCAGGUCUACCCUCACCGCCGGCGACCCACCGGUCGCGCCUCCUCGACACCGUCGUACGGAUGCUCACUUUGAGGCCGCCUACGCGGCCGCUUAUGAGAACUAUUUGACGGUUGUAGCAGAGUGGGACCUCAAGAGAGCGGCUUGGGAAGAGUACCAGGAGGCGACGAGUCGUGUAAGUUCCAAUCUUUUAUGGUUCGAAGACAUGACAAGUCCCACCUCCCCUUUUUUUAUAUCUGCGGCGCUUGACAUCUAA